Messenger RNA from Halteromyces radiatus, 537 nucleotides. RefSeq lists its product as uncharacterized. The coding region runs from base 1 to 303 and encodes 100 amino acids. The transcript is spliced from 5 exons. The record is from RefSeq and is a predicted model, not a curated record. Lineage: Eukaryota; Fungi; Mucoromycota; Mucoromycetes; Mucorales; Cunninghamellaceae.
AUGAGAAGAUUCUUAUCUCAUGUAGUUUUUGAAUUAUAUGUUUAUAGGAAAAUUGGCGAACAUGUAAUAGGUGAUGGAAAACUCUGUAUCUUUGAACAUUAUUAUUAUGUUCUUAACAGAUACAGAUACAUAAUGUAUCUUUUACAUUGUCUCUCUAUUACCAUAACUUUCUUGCUUCAGGUGGAUAUGCAAUUGGAUCAACUGGAUGAGUAUCUGAAUGAAUCAAUAGAAUGGGGUUGCAACAGGAUAUCGACUGGAUAUCUUUUAUCUGGCCUUUAUCGUAGUGAUUCGGUUACUGAUUAAUUAGUUUUAGUAUGUAUCUAUGUUGUGUAUUUUUUCUUUUUUUUUAAAUUCUUCUUUAAUAAAGCCAUAUUAAUUAUUGUCAUUAUUGUUAAGGUCAUCAUCAUCAUAUAUACAGUAUUAUCAUCAUACUGUAGAAUACAGAAAGAUUCAUAUAGAGAACAAAGGUAAUGAAUGAAGUAGUUGACUGGAUCUACCUUAUGAAAAUAAACCAACUGAAAUAAAAAUUAUAUUGAU